Messenger RNA from Prinia subflava (tawny-flanked prinia), 5456 nucleotides. It is a transcript of the gene CCDC3, whose product is annotated as coiled-coil domain containing 3. The transcript is spliced from 3 exons. Gene Ontology annotation, biological process: negative regulation of gene expression. The coding region runs from base 2753 to 3631 and encodes 292 amino acids. Gene Ontology annotation, cellular component: extracellular region. The record is from RefSeq and is a predicted model, not a curated record. NCBI's taxonomy places the organism in Eukaryota, Metazoa, Chordata, Aves, Passeriformes, Cisticolidae.
GAAAUUCCACAGAAUAUUAAUUAUUCACAUCCACACUCUGGUAAUCAUCACCAAAAAGCAAACUGGAGAGCAUCAGCCAGGAUCAGAGUGUACCAACAAAUGCUGUUGUGUUUUUUGAGCUGGCUCACUGAUUCAAACACUUAGGUCAAUUAUAACCAGUUUAGGCUAUUAGUAGUAGCAUUAAGGAAAGACUUCCAUAUUUUGUUUGUGAGCUGCCUGUCCUUUCUCACCCUGUCCUCCCUCCCAGCUAAAUUAUGUUAUGUGGCUAAAUGAAAUGUGAGGAACAGCAGAACAGAUCACAGCUUAGAUAUUUCCAAAGUCUUGAGGACAGCUGACCAUUAUUCACUUGCAACACACAAUGAACAGAGAUGAAAGUUAAAUGUGAGCCUUUUCUACCCAGAAGAUAUCAAUCUUGUAUGUAUACACAGAGGAAAUAGCAACUGCACUUCACACAAGCUGAGAAUUUGGUUCCCUGGACAAAACCAACCAACCUACGGUUACAAACAUCUCUUCAGCUUCUUGGGGCUCUGUCUCUGGAGUAGUGGCACUGAAGUAAUAAAACACUCACGUAUAGCUGCCCACACUGAACACAAGAUUUGAGUGGGUGAAGCUGCCAGGCUCUGACACCAGUCAUACCACUUGGAAAGACAUGGACAGACAUGGAGAGACCACCUAGGAUGGGCUGAACAUCUCUCCCACCACUUGUCUCUUUAUUCUUUGCCAGUAUCUCAAGAUACCAUUUCUCAAUAGAAACCUGAGGUUCGUAUCAAAGCUUCCAUUUAAACUGGGUUGCACAAAAUGCCUCCAAAACUGCCUCAGCUUUAUUUUAAGUCAACAACAGCUUCAAUUCUUUGUUUUACUCUUUAUUUUUUAUUUAUUUUUCUAAAACCUACUGAAAGAGGCUCUGAAAUCUUCUCUGUCACACUUCUGUCCCUUCAGGUUCCAAGGGAAAAAGCAGGUUUUCCCUAAUGGUUAACAUGAAAGAAAUAUUAAGCUGGUUGGUCUUUUGGGAUUUCUUGAGGGUAUUUUCUUAAAAAAAAUCAAAAUUGUCUUUUCAGCUUUUUUCCUGAAAGUUGGAAGCAAUUCAUUGAUCUUUAAGAAUCAGGAAAAAAAAUUAGAAAGACUCUAUCUGUCAUUCUGAAAUUUUUUAGGGAAAAAAAGAUAUCAAAAUCUGUUUCUGUUUUAGCAAGAAUCAAUUUUGCUGUUCAUGCAUAAAACUAUGAUGAAAUACAUUAUACCAUAUUGCCAUCAUGAAAUAUGGAUACUACUUUGUUAAACUCUUCAGCACACACAUGAGACUGAUGAAAUUAUUCCAGAGGAAGACACCACUGAAGAUGUUUUGUCUCACUAUUAUGAAGUUGACUCAGCAUUAUUCAACUGAUGAUUUGUUAUUUUGCACAUUAUUUCAAGCCCCAGUCUUGCACAAGGACCCUCCUAUGCCAGGUCAUGGAACAUGGAACAAAGAGGCACCUUCUGCUUCCAAGAGCUCCUAGUCCUUGCAGAGGACUGGAGAGGCAGAUGGAGACAGAUGAAGGGUAAAAUUAAAGGAACCAGUCAGGACAUGCUGCCAGACUUUGAGUAACCUUUAUAGCCAGGGAGAGAUUUAACUGUGACUGUGUUUCCAUGAUAUUCAUACAAAAAAAAAGCUCCCAAAGAUUUGAAGCAUAGCAUGCCCAUUCCUGACUAUUAUUCCAAGUGAGAUCAGAUGUGGGAAAAAGAGAAUACUGAAAUAGAAAGAGGCUGUGAGUGGUGCAAGGCCCCCAGGGAUCCUUGUGAGAAGCUCCACAGCAGUUUGUAUGUGGGGAGAGGGUCAAUAUUUAAGCUAUCUGCCAAAAGGCUGGAGAAGCCCUAAGCUGCAUCAGACUUUUCUAGGAUGAAGCAGUGGGAAGUCAAAAUAUAUCGAGACCAGACUUUUUACUUUUACCUUGCUCACCAGAUGUAUUUUGGAAAAUGAUUACUGCUAGGAAGAGUUUUUCUCCAGCCUCAUUUGAAGUGGGGGAAGUGGGUGACUAGAAUUACAAGUUUCUACACAAACACUGAGUUUCCCAGGAUUUUCUUUCCUAGGGGCGCUGUGCACAGUCUCCUCCACUGGGACCUUUGCACUUCCAAACCCCUACGAGCCACACCUUCACCUUCCAAAGCCCUGAGUGCCACCAAGUGCUCACUCCGGGUCCGAGGAGUGUCUGGCAGCGGCUGCCCUCACCCCGGACUGUGCCUGCCUUUCCCAUCUCUGCUCUUCUACAUCUUCCCUCUUUGCAGUCUCCGUCCUGUCCACCUCUUCCCUUUGCAUUCCUCCUCUUUGCAACUCUGCCUUUGCAUCCCUCCCUUUUGUAUCCCUCCCUUUUCACCUCCCCCUUUGCACCUCUCUCACUUACAUCCCUCCCCUUUGCCUCUCUGCCCCGUUCGCAUUUCUGCCUUUCCCCGUCCCUCCCCUUUGCAUCUCCUCUCCUCACAUCUCUGUCCCCGUACACCCCCUGCCCCUCCACCCUCUGCACUUUCGCCCCUUCGCACCCCUGCCCGCUCGGCUCUCAGCCCUCCGGGCAUCUGCCCCUGGCGCCCUCCGCUCCUCCUCCGGCCCCUGUGCACCCGCAGCCCCCCGCAUCUCCGCCUGGCUGCCUCCCCGCGCUCUCGCCCGGCCCCGGUGCCCCGCAGCCCCCGGGGCAGCCCGCAGCGCCUCCGGGCCGUGCUGCCCCCGCUCCGACCCCGCCGAGCCCCGGGCAGCUCCCGCCCGCCCGGCCCGGAGCUGCCCGCGAUGCCGCUGCCGCUGCCGCUGCCGGUGCCGGUGCCGGUGCCGGUGCUGGUGCUGGGGCUGGUGCUGGUGCUGGGGGGCCGGGCGGGCGCCGGGGGCGGCUGCCAGCUGCCCGCAGAGUGGCGGCCGCUCAGCGAGGGCUGCCGGGCCGAGCUGGCCGCGAUCAUCGUGUACGCGCGGGUGCUGGCGCUGCACCCCGACCCCUACGGCGCCUACAACUACCUGCCCUGGCAGAGGGGCCCCCCCGGCGGCCCCCAGCAGGCAGCGGGGGACCUCUUCUACUCGGCCGAGAUCGAGCUGCUGUGCGACCAGGCGUGGGGCAGCAUGCUGGAGGUGCCCGCCGGCUCCCGCCUCAACCUCACCGGCCUCGGCUACUUCUCCUGCCACUCGCACACCGUCAUGCAGGGCUACUCUUAUUUCUUCUUCCUCCGGAUGGAUGAGAACUACAUCCUCCUGCCACAUGGAGUCAACUUCCAGGAGGCGAUUUUCCCCGACACCCAGGAGAACAGAAGGAUGUUUGCCAGCCUUUUCCAGUUUUCAAACUGCUCGCAGGCACAGCACGUGUUGAGCUUCUCCAGUGACUGGGAGAUUCAAGAGGACAACCGGCUCAUGUGCUCCUCGGUGCAGAAGGCCCUGUUUGAGGAGGAGGACAGAGUGAAGAAGCUGCAGCAGAAAGUGGCGACGCUGGAGAAGCGCAACAAGCAGCUGCGAGAUCGAGUGAAGAAGGUCAAGAGGUCUCUCCGGCAAGCCAGGAAAAACUCCAGGCACAUGGAGCUGGUGAACCGAAAGCUCAGUGAGAAACUUUCCUCUGCAGGUGGCCAGAUCCCCUAUAUUAACUCUUUAAAGCAGGAGAACUCCCACGGUACCUACCUUAAAGUAUAAUGCAAGGGUAAGUGCUCAGGCCAAUGGCAGUGGUGGAUUUUGUCUGCAUUAGAUCAGGGUCUGGCCCUCCCACCUUGUCUACACUGUGCUUCAAACCUUGCAUGGAAAAUUAAUCUGAAUUUGUUCUAGACACAGUGCCAGUUUAAACAGGAAUGCCAGCUGGAUUUGGCACAGCCCAAAGCCAUGUCCUCGCUGUUCUCAGUGGACACUGGGCCAGACAGUCACCUGUGCCUCUCCUCCCUCACCCACUUCCACCACCUCCAGGCUGUGUUUGAUGGAAGUGCCAGCCCAGCCCUCUGGGCCAUUGCAGGCACUUGGCACAGGAGCUCUUCCUGCCAGUUUACCUCCUCCUCAUGGGCUGGGCAAGCACGGCUUGGGAUCUAGAGAUGGAUGUGGUGGAUGUGUUCACUCCCUUAUCUCCCCCAGGCUCUCAGCCUUGCUUGAGCUUGACUGAGGUCUGCAUCCAGUGUCUGGGCAUAGGCUGUGUCCAAGACUCAGGCAGUUUGUGCCUCUCUUCAGCACAAAAUAUAGAUGUGCCCAAAUUGUCUUAAGACUGUUCCUAUGUAUCCUUAAAUAUUCUAAAUCAAAUAUAUAACAAGUUUUAUUUUUCCAAGAAGUGCCUCCAGGCUCUCAGUAACUCCCCCAGGUGCCUUUAUCACUGGUCAGCCAGCUGGGUUGGAAUCCACAUCAUUUUGGGACUGUGUCUAAGACCUAAUCCUGCAGUCAGGAGUGGACUUAGCCUAUGAGUUGGAUCAGGCCCAGCAGGGAUUCCAAUUUCAGAUCCCAUUCUCAAGCAGGUUGAAGUUGCAGUGUGGAUGAAGCUUCAAGUUUUGUAGUCACUGAAGUAUAAUGGAGGUUGCUGGGCAGCCUCACUUAGUUACACUUAAAACCUGUAGAGACCACAUCAAUAUCAACAGGGCAUUAAAAAUUUAGGUAGUUUAUAUAUGUAUAUAUUUUAAAAUCCUAUAGAAAAUAUUUUUAUUACACAUUUGAUAUAGUUUAAUUUCUUAAAAUAUGAAGUAAAACCUGUUUCUUGGUUAUCUCACAAAAAAAGAGAAAAGCCCAUCAUAUCCUUUAUUAGGCAUUUACAAACUGACUUCUGCUCAAGCAGUGUGGGUUUAGGCAUCAGUAUCCAUGGCUGAUAAUGCUUGAAACAAUCCCUGCACUUGGAAAAGCCCAUAUCAGCUUUCAAAUGUGAGCUUCAGUCCAAGCAGAACACAGAAACUGACUCUCAUUACCUUCCAGUUUUGCUCCUUUUGGAAAUACUUUUUUUUCCCCUCUUGAAAUAAUAUUUGCAUUUCUUAAGAUUCUGACUCCUUCACAAGCUCCACUGGUUUCAAAGGCUCCACCUCUCACAUCACCACAGUUUGAAUUGUUUUCUGCUGGAGUCAGCAAUGCUGUUUCCUGAGAAUUGACACAGAAUUUAGGCUUCUCUAGAAGCCAUCAAGAGAUUUUUACUACAAAAUUUAAAUCCAUAGAAGAGUAACUACUUUUUGUUGUUGUAUUUUCUGGUUUCUAAACUACUGUUUAAAUAAAUGAACUGUUUUUCCUGGGACAGGUAUUAAAAGCUUGUGUUUCAAUUUCUUGUAAAGAAAAAUAUUCCCUCUGGUAUUCAUUCAUGUUUUAUAAGUGUUUGUAUAAAGCUGAGAAAGUAUAACUAAUAUACUUACACCUUUGCUAUUCUUACAGAUUUUCCAAACACAGUGUUGAAUAUAUUUUCUUUUGGCUGGUAUUUUUGUUGCUUGAUGAAAAAAGUGGAAUUUUCUUCCUGUUUGCCCCUUUGUCUUCCUCAAAAGAAAAAAAUAAGUAAAACAUUUUGUUCUCC